AGAACCCAGUUAUGUCUCUGGUUCCUUUUAGGACUUCACGUGCGCUCAGACGGAAUGUCUGGCGCUCCGGUGUCACAGGAGUCUGUCUCGCCGGACGCAGAGCUUUGUGCACAGCACCAUCUCUGCCUGAACGAAGCGGAGAUCCUGGGUGGCUCCAUCUCCGCUGAUUGCUUUGUGUCAGGCACUAAACGUAAGCUUAGAACCGCCGCUGCAGACAUGAAGACUGAGAGGGGAUGCGCCCAAACGUUGUCAACGAGCGGACGGGUGAUAGAUCUGCUCCAAAAAGACGGGCAACACAUCUUGGAGACGAAGGACGAAACCAGGUACGUUGAUUUGGAGUCAGAGGACCAGAGAGACUGUCGCUUUGGUCAGAGAAACCGAGUGUCUGUCAUUGUUAAAAACGGUGUAUUCGAACCUGUUUGCGCCUCGGAACCAAACUUUGAUCUGAGCGAGAUGAAUGCGGAGGAAGGAGACAAUACCAGAGGCGAGAAAUGUGUGGAAGACGUGAGAAAUGUUCCCUCUCCAUCUUCCUUACCUUGCCUGAAAAACAAUGACGCUUGCCCUCAAAUAGGAGUGAAAAGUGGAGAGAGUGCAGUGACGCACACCAAGGUGUCCAAAGGACAGGGCAGUGGGAACGCAGAGCACGACGAGGAAUCCCACAGCACCCACAGCUAUCUGAGUGGGAGAAGUGAGUGGGAGGACUGUGAGGAGGUGGAUAAUGUCAGUCUGGUGUUUUCUGAUGAAUCUGUUCCGUGUGUAACCGAGGACCAUUACAUUACCACGCACGGGAUUCAGCUAUCGGAGCUCUCUGACCAUGAAGGGGACUACGACCUGGGCGUGGGCUCCUCCACCAGCUGGGACAUUGAAGAUGACAGUCAGGUGUACUCGUUUGUGGAUUACUCCUUCGAGGGCGGCGGAGCUGCGGGGGAGAGGGGGGCCGGUCGUCCGCCCCGCUCCCAGGAUGCCGCAGCGGCUGCAGCAACGGUCAGCACUCUGCUUGAAAGUGAUCUGUGCGACGCGGCCAAGUUCUGCGGGUCAGACGAGCCCGAACAGAAGCAGCACGGUGGCAGCAGCGGGGGACAGAUCCACCUGUCAAUCAGAACCACAUCCCGAGCUAUAAAUGACCCCAGCAGCAUCCAAGACGAGGAAAAUAUCCUUUAUCAUGCCAGGCGCGCCGGAGACAUGAGCCGCUAUGUGUUCAGGGGAGUGGAUGGGAAGGCAGAGACCUUGUGUGACAGGGCGAAGUGUUUCAUAGCCGCUCCCGGACGCAUGCACUUUGGCGGCAGAUUGAGGGGAAAAGAGGUCCCAGAGUAUUCCAGCGGCACGUCCAGCGCCGUCAGCGAGCUGGACGACGCUGACAAGGAGGUGCGCAACCUCACAGCCAGAGCCUUCAAGAGCCUGGCCUACCCUUACUUUGAUGCUAUCAAUUUCAGCACCUCCAGUGAGUCGUCUGCAUCAGAGCAUGGCCUAGGGAUAAACAAGUGGUCCACGUUUCUGGAUCUGAAAUAUGGCAACGUGAACAUGUCUCAGGGACUGGAUCCAAGUGUGGUUUCCUGUCAAAACUCAGCGGCCUCAUAUGAAACAGCCAAAAACAGGGACAACAGAGGUUAUAAGGGCAUCAAACCGCCCACCAGCAAGAUGUUUACUUUGAAUGCCAACCCCCACAGCGCCUCGUCAUCCAAGCAGAUCCAGCUGAUGGGGAAGUUUGGGCAGGGCCACAGUGGAGUGAUCAGACUCACAGAGACUCUGAAUUUUCGCUGCAAUGUAAAAUCAGGAAUGUCUGGGGGAGAAAGGCGCACUAACGGUGUGCAAAAUGUUGCAGGAUCACGUUCCACGGAUGAGGUUACCAAGAACCUACAGAGCAGCCAGCAGAGAGUGGCCAGCAAGCAGCCCUCUAAAAUCAUGGAAGAUACGCAUAAGAAAGCCAUCUUCGCCUCCAGUUUGAUCAAAAAUGUUCUUUCUAAGAAGAUGCAGUUCGAGCAGGAGCGCAGGAUGGAGCGAGGGGAGAUCAGUGAGCCACACCAGGCGCCCUCUCCGUGCUUUGUGCAGCAGGAAAGAGACAGUAAGGGGAGCAGGGAGCUGGACAGACAGAACUCCAAGUUAUCUGAGAGCGGAUCCGACUAUGCUAUAAUGUGCGUGGAUGAAUUAGGGGGCAUUGUGGACAGCGGCUCAUGUAAUAGUAAGAGGCAAGACGAGUCUGCUCCCGCAACACAAACUAAUUUAAACUCUGCCAAUGAAGCUGAGAUUGAUACUAAAAAAGGCGCACUGCUUCGCAGCCAAAAUAGCGCAUUCAGAUGCUGGAAGGACGAGGAGCUAGGGUUUCAAAAGGAUCAUAAAAAACAUCAAACUCUGGAGGACAAGCUCCCUCCAGUUAACGACAAAGAAAGUGAGGCGGGUCCGUCCUCUGCAGGCUGCGGUAAACUAACUAAAAUGUCUCAUUUGUUUGUGCCAAGUAUCCAGCUACUGCCCAGCGACGGAGAGGUGGGCCCGCAGCUUCACAGGGGAGCUUAUUCCCGAAACGGAAGCAACACUUUAUACGUCACAGACUCCAGGAACUCUACAACAUCCAAAUCCCCGGAAAUUAAAAUCAACCUGAGAAGCGUCAGAGACAAAAAGACGGAACAGUCUGGGGUCUCCAAGCUGCGCGCCCCGAAUAUCACCUCUGGCGCACCGGGCCUGAUCAGAACAGAGGACUUUAAAUGCCAAGCCUUGGCUGCGGCUCUGAAGGGUGAGUCCUCAGAUAAAGUUCCACAUUUCAUGGUUAGAGACAUAAGAGAUAAUAAAGGGAAGUUACAAACUCCCAUUCACCAAGUCAGAGAUGUGCGUAAACUGGUUAAAAGCUGUUAUCACUUUGUUUCUUUGGAUAACAACGAAAACAAAUCCAGCUCUAAUAGCUCUGAAAGUCACUCCGAGCAAAAUAAGCAACUGCACAAUAGGAAUCCUGACUCUAUAUCCCCUAUAGUGAUAAAAUGUCAGUCUGUAAAUACUAACAAUGCCGAAAAACCUACAGGAAGCCUUGAGUUAAUUAAACAGGAGCAGUCUGACACACGCAGAUCGUCUCCAGAGGGCGCUAAGAGUGCUCCACCCCAGAAGGCAUCAGGGAGAGCACCAAAUACUUCCAAAAACUCAGAGGGAAGCAAUGGGAUGAGCAGUGAGAGCAAAAUAGGCAUAACAAAGCAAGAAACAGUUUUAGAGAUGGCAGAAAAUAAACCAGAGUCAAAGGUGGCAAAUCAGGUGGCUUUGGAGAAACUCCAGGCGGCUGUGAAAACCAUGGAGCAACUUUAUGUGUUCGAAAAAAAUGAGUGGAAAAGAAAGAAUCAGCCUCAGCUUCUGACAGACAGCCAUGUGCUGUCACUGAUAGCCAGCGCAGAGCAGCAUGAGUCUGAGGAAAGAGGAGGGAGAGCGUUCAACAUAGACAAGGUAGUCACCAGAGACCUCACCCUCAAUAUAGACAAGACACCCCCAGCAUUAUCAGCACCCCCCAGCACUGACAGCUCCCUAAGGUGGGUGGACAAAGAUCUGCUUAAAGUGUUUCAGACAUCCAACAGUCAUGAUGAGAGGUUGGUUACUAAAUCAGUACAAACAUUUGGCACCACAGGGAACGAGAACAUGUCCAGCUUUAGCUCCAAACCCAAGGCCUACACUGCUAAUGUUUGUCAACCAAACACCAUCAUGCACACACCUUUCAGUGGCAACACCUUUGCACCAAAGUCCCCUAAACUGCCUUUGCCAUUAAAAACCAGUCGGACAGGAAUUAGUGGGAAGGAAGAUGGUGAAUCAAGGGGUGUGAUGCGAUUUGAACAUCAAACUUCAGGUACAUCCGUUGACAAUGAAAACUACUUAACCAUCCCACUUAAAUCUCAGCCCAGCAACAGCAAACCUGCUGUAUCUGCAGAUAAAACAUCAGUAAAGACAUUUCACCAUCAAACACUGCCAAGCCCUCCUGCAGGACAUGAAGAAUAUUUCUCUAGACGUCAGGAGGACCACAGUCAGAGGACAAAACGUUCCAGCAUUGUAAUGGAGACCCAUUCACCAGAGAUUCCUUCUGCUGCUAUUUAUCAGUCCCUGCCAUUGGCUGUGUCUGCCAAUCAGCCACAGGUGUAUUGUUUUUCCCCAGCAAUAACUCCAGCUCCCACCCUGGACCCUUUUCAGGCCACACAGAGGAAAAUGCUGCUGGAUCCCACCACUGGAAACUACUACUUGGUGGACACACCAGUGUCCCCAGCCACAAAGCGCCUUUUUGACCCAGAAACAGGCCAGUACGUGGAUGUACCAAUGCCGCAGCAUCCGAUGACACCGGUACCAAUGCCUAUCUCACCGCUGGCGCUCAGUCCUGGGGCAUAUGGUCAAGCCUACAUGAUCUACCCAGGCUUCAUGUCAGCAUCUUCAGUGAUACCUGCCCGAACGCUGGUACAGUCACAGAUGUCAGUGCCAUUGGAGACAGAGAGCGUGGAGAAGGCUUCGUCACAGCUGGCUGAGGGAAUGUACAUGGAGAGUCCCUUCUAUAUGGCAACUGGGAUGUCUCCUCAGGCAGUUUCAGGGGCUCAGCAGCAGGGCGCAUCCAACAGGCCACACCAUGGAUUCUCCAGCAUCAAUCAGCCAGUCAUCAGCAUCACCUCCCAGCAAGGGCCACGGAUCAUCGCCCCACCCUCGUUCGACGGGACCACCAUGAGUUUUGUGGUAGAGCAUAGAUGAACUGCAGCUCAGGUGGACAGGACUGGGGCUUCUGAGGUUAUUGGCCUGCUCUGGGAUGGUCCUCUUCAUUGUUUUACACUGAUGUUAAAUAUGAUGAAUGAUAUGCUGUAUAUGUUGUUCAGGUAUUUGUAUGUUAACUGCUGCUUCACAUUUUUGACUUUCUACAGGCCUGUAUUUCAUGCUUUUAUUACAUCACUGUUAAACAAAGAAUGAAUGAAUUGCCGUUGAAGUGACUCAUUAUUCACUCUUAAAGCUAAAUAGGGUUUGAUUUAGAAAAUUCUUUAUUUAAUAUGUCAAACUCUUAUUUUAAAAUUGGAAGAAAUCAGUUUUAUUAAAACCAUUUUAGACAACAUCUUCGAACAGUUAUUAAUGUAAGUACCUCUUACCUGUAUGUUUCUAUUUUGCUGAAUUUACUGAAACGUUUUUACGACUUGAAUUGUCAUGAUGAUUUCUUAUGUGUUCGUGCUUUAUGAUGCACACAGGUCGGUGCUGACUCAAAGCACUUAAUGUGCAUAAUUUACUUUAAUGCACAUUUUUCAAACAUUAAUUUUGAAAUAGAAGUAAUGUCACAUGUUGCCUUUUAUUUGUACCCAGUUUCUUUGAGAAUGUGGACCUGCUGGACAGUCGUUGCUACUCUGAUUUUUAAGAUGUUUGGCAUCAUCAUUAUUCCAGAGUACUAUUUUAUUAUGAUUUAUAGAAAUAAUGUUUUGAUUUUCUUUUUUAAAUUUUGAUCUGAAAUGCUUUAGACUACUCAAAAUGAGUUAGGUCUUGACCUAUAUAUAUUAUGUACACAGUAUAUAGUUUUUGCUUUUUUAGGUAAAACUAAAAUAAUCCACUUUUUGAUGGAGUCAUCCUCUCAACCUUACUAGUCUACUUAUGGUUUUGGUCAUAAUAUCCCACUUCUUUGGAGGUUAGUACAUCAUUUACCAGUCACCAGUUUCUCUAGAUAUGAGUCAUUCUUUCCAUUUGUUUUCUUUGUGUGAUUUGGGGGAAAUGUACUCUGUGUAUACUUUGUACAUACUGUGGUUUUUCCAAAGCAGGCCUGAUAUUGGCACACUUUGCUGUUUUAAAGUUUUAAAGUCUUACACUGAGAUGUUGGCAUAGACGUUCUGAAAAGGCAGCAGGACUUUGGAGGUAAUUGGAAGUAGGGGUUGCAAGAUGAGAAGAUGAAUGUUUGGGAAUUUGUGAAGAACGUAAGAGUGAAGAAUGGAGGGGCUUUCUAUAGGUAGGGCAAAAAUCUGAAUAUGACCUGUAUGACAUAUUUUUCACUUUGUUUAACUGAGUUUAUUUGGUUUUUCUGUGUAACAUAUUGACUAUUAAAGUUAGGUCUUGACCUUGUUGAUGUAAAAUUGGUAAAUGCUGUGAUUUAUAAAUAAAAUAGUACGUUGGAAUUUUAAAUGUUUAUUGCAAAAUAAAAAUGUCAAGGGGUUUCUGCUCUGAUAUUGUGGUUUAUUAUGACAAAAAAAUAAACGUUAAAUUAACUGGCUGACUAA
Messenger RNA from Girardinichthys multiradiatus, 6188 nucleotides. RefSeq names its product chromosome 14 C4orf54 homolog (gene c14h4orf54). Bases 55 to 4695 code for a protein of 1546 amino acids. The record is from RefSeq and is a predicted model, not a curated record. NCBI's taxonomy places the organism in Eukaryota, Metazoa, Chordata, Actinopteri, Cyprinodontiformes, Goodeidae. The transcript has 2 exons.